This is a messenger RNA of Apus apus (common swift), 2755 nucleotides long. RefSeq names its product Bardet-Biedl syndrome 12 (gene BBS12). The coding region runs from base 47 to 2182 and encodes 711 amino acids. Gene Ontology annotation, biological process: chaperone-mediated protein complex assembly; photoreceptor cell maintenance. Gene Ontology annotation, molecular function: ATP binding. The record is from RefSeq and is a predicted model, not a curated record. NCBI's taxonomy places the organism in Eukaryota, Metazoa, Chordata, Aves, Apodiformes, Apodidae. The transcript is spliced from 2 exons.
GAGGAGACGCCGGGAGGAGACGCCGGCCCGAUGCUGCCUGCUGCCCAUGGCUUUCAGGGAUGUGAAUGCAAGAAGACAUAUUGGACUUCAGCAACUCUCAUCCUUAGCAUCAGCUGGAAGAACCUUAGUGGGGCCAGUGAAAUCAUGUAAAUUCAUUGUGGAUGAAAGCACCAACCAAAGUACAUUGAUUUGUUCUGCUGCUAGACUAAUUGAAAAUUUGGAUUUAACUAGUGCUGCCGGACAGCUUCUUAAUGAAACCAUUCAGGCACAAAACAAGGAGUUUAAGACUGGGAUGAGUACUCUGUUGUUUCUUGUUGGUGCAUGGAGCAAGGCUGUACUGGAGUGCCUCGAGCAGAAUGUUCCUGUUUCAGCAAUAGUCUCUGUGAUGUCUGAGGGCUUGAACUCUUGCUGUGAGAGAGUCCAGUGUCUCCAAAUAUCAAUAGAUAAUGUAAAUAAAGAGCUGUGUUCUGGCAGUGUUGGGCCAAACGCUCUUAAAAGCAAAACUUGCCAAACUGGACGUGACAGCCUUCUAAAUGCUCAGAUUUUUUUCUAUUUUCAGAAAGAUAUAUCUGCACCAGAAGAAGCAAUUCCAAUAAAUCCUUCUUCCAAUCAAGAUGGUGAUUGUAAUUUUAACAAGUGUCUCGUUUCACCUUUGGUUGGUGAAAUAGCUUCACUUGUCAAACCAGCAGGUGACAAAAGUACUUAUGUGGUUUCUGGAAGUGGUGUUACAGCAUCCAGCUGUAACAAACAGAAGUUUGUCCAUAGCAGAUACUUCAGCACUCUAGGAAGAAGCAAUUUUUCAAGUCAGCAAGGUAAUUUUCAGGAAUACCUUUCAGGACAAUCAGCAGAUCCAUGUGAAUGUUACGGUUUAGGACACCUGGCAACAGCGCUGAGCCCUGGCAAUCAGACUAGCAUGAAACUGCUACAAAGCAUUGUUGUGCAUCAAAGAAAGAGAGCAGAAUCCAGUAGAUCUUCCCAGUUUAAUAUUGCAGAAAUUGUGACAUGCUGUUUACUGGGCCUGCCUGAAAGCUAUUCUUGUGUCUCCCCAGGCUUUGUCACGUUAGUGUCACCAGAACAAGCCGCAGUUAUCAAAUACUUGGAAGACAAACCCCUUCGGAUUCUGCUAAUGGACGGUGACCUAACUGAACAAUAUCGUCACUUAGGUUUUAAUAGACCUUCUAAUGUAAGGACCAUAUUGGAGCAUCCUAGCCUACAGGAUGGCAGAGUCAGAGAAUCUUGGCUAAGCAGCAUGUUAGAUAUUCUGAUAAACUUCGAAGUAAACUUGGUCUUGGUCAAAGGAAACGUUUGUGAAAACUUAAUGGCAAGAUGCAUAGCAGAUGGUAUACUGGUAAUCGGUUCUGUGACAUGGGAUGUGUUGUGUGCCUUUGGGCAGGCCACUGGUGCCCAGCCAGUGACAUACCUCACUCAGCUGAAUCCUUCUUGUGUGGGUAGCGGGGCCCAGGCAGAGCUGUGGAAGGCCUGUGAUGGGCGUGCGAUGGAUUUGGGUGAGCUUGUGCCAGUCAGGAUAAAAAUGCAAGAAAUUCCCCUGCUCACGGCCGUGCUUACCACUACUGUGGCUUCAAAGAUGCAGCUCAUUGAAGACCAGUUCUGGACUUCAGUGUAUCGACUCCAUCAUGCCUUGAAUGACAAGAAGGUUUUUCUCGGUGGUGGCGCAGUAGAGCUCUUGUGCCUUAGUCAUGUUCAGACGCUUGUGGAACGGCCUUUAGAGGCAGCAAAUAAAAAUGCUGUGAAAGAGUUUCGCAGUCCUUGGCUGGCAGCACCUGUGGCAGAGUAUAAAUCAGUUGUGCUCCAAGCAUUAGCAAGCGGCUGGAAGCAGUAUCUUUCAGUGGUUAUGUGUAACACUGCAAAAGCAGCUUCGGAGUUGGAAGCGUGUACCUCCGUUGAUCAUCACCUUAAAAAAGCAGCUGACUGUGGCUGUCCCUCAGCAUAUAUAUUGCAAGAGUUUAGAAGAGGCAAUCUGCUCAAGGGUGGUUCUGGUCCCUUCCCUGCCCAUGGAGAGGGUUUAAAGGUUUAUAAUAAUGUUACAGCCAAGACAGAGGCAUGGUGGAGAGCUCUAAACUUGGUGCUACUAGUGCUUCAAACAGAUGCCGAGAUUAUCACAGGUCCCAAGAGGAGUCAGCUAUUGAACUCACACGUCUCAAGUGAUUUUAUGUUUUUAUAGGACUUGCAUCUUUUAUUUUUAAGUCCAUGAGUCAGUGAAGGAAGUUCGUGUGCAACCUACAUUUCUUUGUAGUUUAUGAAGCAAACAUUUAAGUGUGAUUAUGACUUCAGAGUGUGACAGUGGAAAUCAGAACGUGAGACAGUCACAAGGUAGAUAAAAUUUCCCGUUUUUAGAAACAGGAGUUAAAUAACAAACAAAAAUCACUUGUGAUCUUACCUUUAACCCCAGCUGUGAUUUUCUAACCAAUCACAUUGUAUGGAUAGAUUAAUCCAGACAAACCGACUUCUCUAAUUUUACUUAGCAGAGCAGAUGUGCAGUUGUAUUUCUCAUUAAGAGGAGCAGCACUAGGCAGGUGGGUAUGUACUGAGUCAAGUUGGAGAAAAGUUUGAUAGCUUGGAUAUGCUUAUGUUCUGAACGUGUGCUGUCUGUACAAGGUAUUUGGAUUUGUUUUCUGUAAACUAUUCUUUGUUUAACAUAUUCUUAUGUCUUCUAAAGAAGGGUAGGGAUUUGUUACAUAACAUUGGCAUACAUGUGUUAAAUAAAAUUUAUAAAACAUAAUUAUUUUUUCAUUAA